Molecule: messenger RNA, 1184 nt
Organism: Myiozetetes cayanensis
Lineage: Eukaryota; Metazoa; Chordata; Aves; Passeriformes; Tyrannidae
Product: cytochrome c oxidase assembly protein COX18, mitochondrial
Exons: 6
Coding region: 5-931 (308 amino acids)
Biological process (GO): mitochondrial respiratory chain complex IV assembly; protein insertion into mitochondrial inner membrane from matrix
Cellular component (GO): mitochondrial inner membrane
Molecular function (GO): membrane insertase activity
Source: RefSeq, a predicted model, not a curated record
GGCCAUGUGGCGGCUGGCGCGGGCCCCGCGGGCGCUGGCGGCGGCAGCGGCGGGAGCUGGGACGGGAGCGGUCGGUCGCGGAGGGAACGGUGGCUGGUACGAGUGGGCGGCGAGCUCCGAGCCCGUGCACUGGGCCGAGGGCGGGCUGGCGGCGCUGCAGGCGGCCACCGGGCUGCCCUGGUGGGCCGCCAUCGCCGGCGGGGCCGCCCUGCUGCGAACCGCAGUCACCCUCCCGCUGGCCGCGCACCAGGGGCGGCUGCUCGCCAAGCUGGAAAACUUGCAGCCCGAGAUUAAAGGACUCGCCGAGCGCCUUCGCUAUGAAGUGUCAGUGCGUGGAAAGCAGCUGGGCUGGUCUGAAAAGGUGGCCAGGUUCCACUUCAAGAAGAACCUGCGGAGGGUUGUUACGGAGCUGUACAUUCGGGACAACUGCCACCCCUUCAAAGCCACCUUGCUGGUGUGGGUGCAGAUCCCCGUGUGGGUCUGCGUGUCCCUGGCUCUGCGCAACUGCAGCGUCGGUGCCCUGGGCUCAGAAGUUCAAGAGCAGUUUUCAUCAGGAGGAGCACUGUGGUUUACAGACCUCACGGCGCCUGAUUCCACGUGGAUUUUGCCCGUUUCCCUGGGUCUGGUGAAUCUGCUGAUAGUGGAGAUGUUUGCUUCGCAAAAAAAAAUGCAAGUGUCCAGGUUCCAGAAGCUUGUGACGAAUUUGUUCCGUGUGGUGUCAGUGGUGAUGAUCCCUGUGGCUGCCACAGUGCCCUCCUCCAUGGCGCUGUACUGGCUGUCCUCGAGCCUCGUGGGGCUCUCCCACAACCUCCUGCUGCGCUCUCCUGCCUUCCGACGCCUGUGCCGCAUUCCAGGGACCAAAUCCGACUCGGAUACUCCUUACAGGGACAUAGCGGCUGCCUUGGCUGCCAAGUACGGCUUUAGGAAAUGACAUCCCUGAGCUGCAGGAAGAGCUGUCUCAGGAGCGAAGCAGUGCUGUUUAACGGAGAUGUACUUAUGUGCUGUGUAUUUAUUUUCCAAAUAAAGCCCUGAAGGCCAGAGAGAGGGAUUGGUCUGCACAGAUAUGUCUGCACUGGGAACUUUGUUUCAGGGACGCUUGUUUUGCAACUCCAACAGUCCAAUAAUCCAGGUUUGUCUCCAGAAUUAUUGUAAGGAGCUGUGCAGGUGAGUGUUAAAUAAAACUG